Messenger RNA from Mollisia scopiformis, 1160 nucleotides. RefSeq lists its product as uncharacterized. The record is from RefSeq and is a predicted model, not a curated record. Gene Ontology annotation, cellular component: Fanconi anaemia nuclear complex; FANCM-MHF complex. Lineage: Eukaryota; Fungi; Ascomycota; Leotiomycetes; Helotiales; Mollisiaceae. The coding region runs from base 88 to 660 and encodes 190 amino acids. Gene Ontology annotation, biological process: replication fork processing; DNA repair; kinetochore assembly. The transcript has a single exon.
CCAACAACUUAAAUCAACGCUUCCCCAACUCAUAUCUACCACAAACCAAACAACUUCUCUACCUCAACAAACUCCCAACCCGCAAAAAUGCCCCCCAAACCCUUCAACCCCCCACGACCCCGCCAAUCAACCUCAACCACGACCUCAGCCUCCAAACCCCGCGGCCGCCCAAAAGGCACAACCACAACCACAACAUCCGCCCAGAAAUCCGCCUCUAAAGCAAAGAAAGACCCCAAACGAACCAGCACCUCCGCGCGCUUCUCCGCCCUCCCCAGCCUCAGCCCCGAGACCCGCCGAGAACUAGAAGGAACCCAAGACGACGAAGAAAUGAUCCUCUCCUCCUCCGAACCAGAACCAGAAGACGACCCCUUUGCCCUACCCGCAGAAGAUGAGGAAGAAGAAGAAGAGGAGGAGGAAGAGGAAGAUAGGAAACAACAUAUACCAGAAGACCUGCUGAAUGUUAUCCUGCACCAGUUCUUCAAGGAGGAGGGGACGCGGUUGCAUAAGGAUGCUAGUGUGGCGGUGGGGAGGUACAUGGAGGUUUUUGUACGGGAGGGGAUUGCGAGGGCGUGUUGGGCGGGGAAUAAGGGGGGGAACGGGGGUGGGUUGGAGGUGGAGGAUUUGGAGAAGUUGGCGCCGCAGUUGAUUUUGGAUUUUUAGGGAGGAGGUUCCUGGGAGAGGAAGGGAGGGAAGGAGAUGGUAUCAGUAAUGAGAGGUUUGGUGAAUAGCGUAUGGAGCUAAGAGAUGGGUAUGGGGUUUGCGGGAGGGGAUGUUUAAAAUAAGAGCGUCUGGAGUUCAGGGAUAAUGAUGUUCAGGCUUGAGUUUAGGAGGACAUUUUAUAGCACAAAGCAUCUCCAGGUUAGGGUCUCUUGACGUUCUCUAGCUUUCUUCGGUUGAUCUUGUAUAUGUCAUGACUACUCCUCUUGUCUCUUGUUUCUUGUCCCUCUGCUUCUAGCUGCGCAGUUCUUGAGCUUUUCUUUGUUUGUAUAGGUAGUGUGAAUGAGGCAGGUACUCAUACAUAAUCUGCAAUGAAGCAAAAGUCGAGUUUAGUCAGGUGGGAUUCAUUCGUCGAGUCAGUCACGAGUCGUUCUAGCAACGCUUCAGGCAUGAUUCAUGAAUGUUCUGUUGUUCGAAUGUCUAUAUAGAUAAUUGGUUACAGC